Messenger RNA from Canariomyces notabilis, 2014 nucleotides. RefSeq lists its product as uncharacterized. Gene Ontology annotation, biological process: tRNA transcription by RNA polymerase III. The transcript has 2 exons. Gene Ontology annotation, cellular component: RNA polymerase III complex. Gene Ontology annotation, molecular function: DNA binding. Lineage: Eukaryota; Fungi; Ascomycota; Sordariomycetes; Sordariales; Chaetomiaceae. Bases 65 to 1834 code for a protein of 589 amino acids. The record is from RefSeq and is a predicted model, not a curated record.
CGCACCCACCCUCGGUGAGUCGUUGCACAUUACACUAAAAGCACAUUCCUGCACAAACAGCCCGAUGCCUCCAAAGCCGACAGCUAGAGGUCGUGGCCGCGGCCGGGGAGGAACAGCCCGCGGCGCGGCGGCCGCUGCACCUUCCCGGAAUGACGCGACCGCACAGCCAGAAGCCCCCAGCACCCCGACCGAGACAACGACGACAACAGCAGCAGCGGACGCCCCUCCAGCGACGACUGUGACACCCUCCGACCCAAGACCCGACACGACCGCUACCGCCGCGGCACCAUCUCAACAGACAGUAGCCACAUCCUCCCGGAGCACCCCGGCAGCAGAGGCGGCGGGUCGUGGCUCUUCUACCAGCAGCAGCAAGUUCAAGCCAAAGGCUGUUCGCCGUAGCGAAGCCGAGCGCGCCCGCCUGGCCGAGGAACAAGCGAGGAUAGAGGCCGGAAGGGAUGCUGAGGAAGCCAGGCGGUUGGCACAUCUCAACCGGCUGCGCGGGCGGGGCCGUGGGCGCGGUCGUGGUGGGUUUUUAAGAGGGAAUCUAAGGACUGCAGGGGCCGCUGCGGGGCCGUUGUCUGCUGGGUUUAGCAUCGGGGAAGGAAGGCCGUCGGGUGCAGGUGGCUACGCUUAUGCCUCGGGGUCUGCGUUCGGGUCUGGGUCCGCAUCCGGGCCCAGCUAUGUCAAGGGAGAAGGGCAGGGCGGUGAGGUCAAGGGGGAAUAUGGUGCCAUGGGCAUCAUUGACCGCAACAGGAUCAAUGCCGACAUGCUCUACGGCUACGUAGAACCCGAUGAGGAGGAGGAGCCGCGCGCCACAAUCGUCUCUACGAAGAGGAAGAAGCCCAUGCUCCCUAUGGGUAUCCGCCGCGUGGAGCACAAGGACGAGGAAGUGGUAAUCGCGACAGCAGCCGAGAUCAAGGCCCAGGAAGAAGCAGGUGUUCUUGAAGUCGACGACUCGGACGAAGAUGGUCUGUUCGUUGGCCAAUCGGCGGGUGAAGGCUCGGCAGAGCCCGCUAGGGACGAGGACGUCUGGGGCCAUGCAGUACCGCAAACAAGCGCCAGUGCCCGAGUCAAGACGGAGGAGGCCGAAGGGCAAGAGAUGGACCUGGACGAUAUACCCGCAAAAGUCAAGGCUCCUGAAUCUCCCGAGCAGAAGAAGAAAGAGCUUGCCCAACAGGCCGGCGAACAGAAACCGAAGAAGAAGUCCGCGGCCCCCAAGGACCCAGAAGCCGAGAUUGUCGCCGAGGAACUGCAGCGCAUGCUCAACAUGUUCACUCUCCAGGGCAGCGACGGGAUGGGCUCCCCACUGGAGGGACACAUGUUCCUCUUCCAGUUCCCGCGCAUCCUUCCGCCACUGAAGGUAGUGCGGCGAGAUAGCAAUGAGGCCAGGAAGACCGUAAAACCGGAGGGUGGCGACGACGACGUGGUCAUGCUGGACCAGCCUCCCAACGGAACUCGCGCAGCCGUCAACAUCGACCUCACUCAGGAUGAUAGCAGAAGGACCAAGAAGGAAGACAAAACCACUUUGGAGGACAAUGACGGGUUGGAGGUUGGGGGCUACAUUGGGAAUCUGAUAGUGCGCAAGUCCGGGAAGGUCGAGCUGAGCUGGGGCGGGCUGCCGCUGGAGGCGGGGCUUGGCGUGCAGGCUAACUUCCUGUCGACGGCUGUCUUGAUUGAUGACGCGGCGGAAAAGGCUAGCGAUGCGAGCCAAUACGCCGGGGCUGCCUACGGAAUGGGCAAGAUCCAGGGAUCUUUUGCCCUGGCGCCGAUAUGGAGCGAGGAGGAAGAUUGGGUAGUGGAACCUGAGGACCUGAAGAUUCCCGAGGAUCAGUAAUGUUUUCAGUGAGAUAUAGACGUGAAGGGCCUUUCUUAAUGUGCCCCUUCAGACAUUUAAAUUGUGGCAGGUGUCGUCAUAACUUCCCCCAUGUAUACUGUACGCAUCUUGCAUCAUUGGGUAUCGGUUAGAGGCCGGGGGUCAACGAAAAAGAUGGGAAAAUCAAGAGAGGGAUGAUGG